Molecule: messenger RNA, 1423 nt
Organism: Lolium perenne
Lineage: Eukaryota; Viridiplantae; Streptophyta; Magnoliopsida; Poales; Poaceae
Product: factor of DNA methylation 5-like
Biological process (GO): gene silencing by siRNA-directed DNA methylation
Source: RefSeq, a predicted model, not a curated record
ACAAGCCCAACCCAACCGUGCGAAGGGGGGAGAGAAGUGGAGGAGGCAAAAACCCUCCAUCCGCCACCGACCACUGCUCUCGCCGGCGACUGAUCUCAGAAGAAGGACAAACAUAUCGCUCUAUUAUUUCACAUGUUAGAGCAGGAAAUGAAUGCCAACAAACUGAUGCAUAGCAAACUGGAAGCAAUGAAACCUAUCCAACCUGAAGAUUUUGAAUCAAUGAAGAAAAUUAUUGAACGACAGAGAGAGGAUCUAGAAACCAUGGAAUCAUUAAUUGAGGAUCUCACUAGAGCCAAUGAUGAGCUGCAGCUUGCUCGGAAUGAACUCUUUACCAAGGAAGGGAAUGCUGAGAAGCUUCAAUUAGAAAUAAAACAGCUGAAUACCAACCUGGAAGCAAUGAAACAUAUCCAAUGGGAUGAAGGAUCUGAAUCAAUGAAGAAAAUUAUUGAACGACAGAGGGAGGAUAUAGAAGCCAUGGAGUCAUUGAGUCAGGUUCUCACUAUCAAGGAAGGGAUAGCUAAUGCUGAAUUGCAGCUUGCUCGGGAUGAACUCAUUAGCAAGGAAGUGAAUGCUGAGAAGCUUGAGUCAGAAAUAAAACAGCUGCAUAGCAAACUGGAAGCAGUGGAACACAUCCAGGCUGACCACAAGGAGGAACUAGAAAGAAUGGAGUUAUUAUCCGGGUCUCUUAUUACCAAGGAAAGGAAGGCCAAUGAUGAGUUGCAGCUUGCUCGGAAGGCACUAAUAUAUGGCAUGCUGGAUCGUACAAGUAAUCGAGCAAAUAUAAAUGUCAAGAGGAUGGGCGAGCUUGACCUGAAAUCACUUGAAAAUGCUUGCAAGCAGAGUUUGUCAAAACAUGAUAAGCUUCAUGUUGCAUUACUCUGUUCAAAAUUGCAGGAUGAGAUAGAAAACCCAGGAUGGUACCCUUUUGAAAUCAUCGAGGUUGACGGAAAUGCAAUGGAAGUUCUGUGUGAGGAUGAUGAGAAGCUUCGAGCUUUGAAAGAAGAACACGGGGAGGAAGUCUAUGCCCUGGUAACAAAAGCUCUGCGUGAACUUAAUGAGCAUAAUCCCAGUGGUCGCUAUCCUGUACCUGAGCUGUGGAACCGCAAGGAGAACCGGAAGGCAACUACGAAAGAAGCCGUCGAAUACAUCAUGAAGAAGUGGCCAAAGGGCAAGCUCAAGCGGAAGCGUGACUGGAGAGGCUUGAAGUAGAUAACUGGACAUGUUGCAAUGAAGAUCCUGGAAGUACUUAAUUAAACAUGUUAUUUUGGCCCGAACGCGUUAGAUUCCUGUGACUCGUAAUAAUGAGAUGGCAUCUGGUGGACUUAUAAGUUACAGCUAUGUUUAGUUGCAGGAGUGUUGUAGAACUCGUAUGAAUGCUUCUUAGUUAUCAUUGGUAGCCGGGUUUUCCCAGGUUGACAGUAAA